AUGAAAUGGUCAGAUAAUCUUAGGAAUUGGGAUAGAUAUAAGAUCUACAGAUAUGUGAUUUUAUUAGGGUUGAGUCUGAGUGGUGAUGGAUGGUCAUACGAGGCUUCAGUCAUCGCUUCGAUUAUCCAAAUGCCAGCUUGGAUUACUCAUCUAGGGUAUGAUUCAACUAUAGGUAUACCUGAUAAGAAGAACCAAUGGAUUGGUCCAGUUUACUCCCUAGGUCAACUGAUAGGAGGACUCAUAGCGGCCUUCUUCUUAGAUAAUCUAGGUAGGAAACCUACAAUGGUGAUCGGUGCGGUCUUGAUGGAGUUGUCGACGGCAUUAUUGGUAUGGAGUGGAAGUUUCGCGAUCGUGAUCGCUGCGAGAGUCAUCGAGGGAGUCAGUAUUGGUUUUUUACUAUUGGGUUAUCAGAUCUACGCAGUCGAAAUCGCUGCUAAAGAAGAUAGAGGUUUCGUAUCUUCUUUUUCACUUAUGACUGGUAAUUUCUUUGGAUUGCUGGCUGCAGGAUUAGUCUACGGUGUAUCCUAUUCUACCAGUAACACGGGAUGGCGAGCAGCUCUAGGAAUCACUUUCAUACCUGCUACAUUACUAUUACUAGUUCUACCUUGGGUUCCAGAAUCCCCCCGAUAUCUAUUCGAGAAGGGGAAAGAUCAAGAAUGUAGAAGAGUAUUGAGCAAGUUGCAUGGUGGACAUGUAGACGAGGGCGUGGUGGUACUAUCCGGGGCUGCUGAGAGGGAGUACGAAGCUAUGAGAGCGGCAAUCUCAUGGGACCAAGCCCAUGGACAAGACAAAUGGUCCGCCCUAUGGAAGACCAAAGCAGCCCGAUACAGAUCUUUCGUAGCUUUCUCCUCACAGUGCUGGUGGGCAUGGAACGGUCAGAGCAUAUUCACCUACUAUUAUACCAAGAUCUUCAGUACUGCAGGGAUAACCGACCCACAUCUUCAAUUUGGUAUAUCCGGAAUCCAAAAUGCCACUUGGUGCGUUGGGGGAAUUGUCGGUGGAUAUCUCUUGGAUGUAUGGGGUAGAAGAACGAAUUAUCUGAUUGGGAUAGGUCAAGCUGCUAUCAUGUUGAUUAUCCAGGGUGCAAUCACCAUUGGGAUUUUCGAUAAGGGAAUUGAAAAUAAGGCUGCUGGCGCUGGGUUUGUCACGGUGUAUCUGAUUCAGUGGUUCCUAUGGGUUACAUUCUUCUCUCCUGUGGUUAAUAUGCUCCCUGCAGAGAUCUACUCGGCAGGUCUUCGCGCGAGGGGUUAUGCAAUUGCCAAUGUCUUCUCGAUGGGCAUGGGGUUCGCCACGCAGUACUCUGCUUUACCGAUGUAUCGACACAUGCACGGAUGGGUCUGGAUCUUCUUCGCUGGAUGUAUGAUAUUCGCUUGGCUAGUGAUCUACUUCACGUAUCCAGAGACUAAGGGAAUGACACUGGAAGAGGUGGAAAUUGUCUUUGGUACGGGCGCUGGACAGAGGGUCAAGGCGGCUCUUGGGAAAGCAUCGCCUGCAGAUCCCAGGACACCGGUACAUUUCAAACCCAACGAAGCGGUUGAGGACGAAAGUGACAAAGGCGGCUCGGAGGGGAGCCCGAAACAGAGCACUAGGGACGUAGUUGUAUAA
Messenger RNA from Kwoniella botswanensis, 1605 nucleotides. RefSeq lists its product as uncharacterized. Gene Ontology annotation, molecular function: carbohydrate:proton symporter activity. The record is from RefSeq and is a predicted model, not a curated record. NCBI's taxonomy places the organism in Eukaryota, Fungi, Basidiomycota, Tremellomycetes, Tremellales, Cryptococcaceae. Bases 1 to 1605 code for a protein of 534 amino acids. The transcript is spliced from 11 exons. Gene Ontology annotation, cellular component: membrane. Gene Ontology annotation, biological process: carbohydrate transport; transmembrane transport.